AUAUCAAAACGCAUGCGCCCGCUACAGCGCCACCUCGGUAAAAUUUGUAAGCACAAAGAGUAAAGAGAUCCGCCGCCAUUUUGACAUUUGUUUGGCUUUUGUGUUACCGAUUGGAAAAUAUCAUGUAAUUAAUUGAUAUUACUGCUUUGAAACUUCAUUUUCGCGAACAGACAUUGUUUUAUGUUUGCCGGAUGCGUAAUUUCCAACAUAGAAACCCAAAAAUUUUUCGUCGAUCUCUGGAAAAAUCGAUAUUGCUAUAGUGCCGCUCUUUUUGUUUCGCGUUGCGAAUAAUGUGAUAAUUUCUGUAAUAAACUCAUGAAAGUUUUGAAACAUGACAUUUAGUAAAACUUUUUGUGGUUUUGGUGUACUAUACGGGUAAAUCAGCUUUGAUUUCCCGUAGAAAGUUAUGCUACAAAAAGGCGCGAAGCAGUUGCGACUAUUACAUUUGCGAAAAAAUAAAAAUGCAGGAGUAAAUUUAAAAAUAAUGUACACAAGUACGAAUUAAAUGCCUAAGAUCAUUUAGUGCUCUCUAAAAUUUUUUAAAUAUAUCCAGUACUGCUUAAAGUGAAAAGUAUUCUUUUCUGCCAAGAAUUUACAUGUUAAGUUUACCUUCAUACCUGCAAUGCGGUUAAGAAGUAGAAAAAGAGAGCGCCCGCUCUCAACGAAAGCAACAUCAAGAUCAGCCCAAUUAACGAAGUGCAUUGUCAAAAGUCUUCCAAAACCAACCAACACUUGGAGGAAGGCAUUGAAACACGAUACAGUUAAAAAUGCCCUAUCUGACUAUCACUGUGUUACAAGGUCACAGAGAUUGAAAACUAGACCAGUGAGAACACCUCGCAGCAUGGAAAAGCCAGUGGAAAUACAUAAACCUCGCCCUAAAAUCAAAGAUAUUCCGAAAAAUACUAAACCAAUCUUUCAAACAGUGGUUAGGCCUAACAAAGACACAAUGACUCCGUCUACUAUUAUUAAAAAAUCACACAAUGAUAAAGUUUCUACAACAAAGAAGGAGGUUACCACUACCAGAAGUGUUCAGCUACGUCACAGUUCUCUGAACCGUGAAUUGAGAAAAAAUGAAAUAUCAUCUGCAAUCUCUUCUCCUAGGAAAACAAAACGCAUUGAUAACAAGUCAGUAUCAUUAAACAAUUCACCGAUACGCAAAGUCCGUCAAAUAGGCUUAUCAAGUCCAAAGGCCAUCAGCUCGAACAACGAGAGCCCUAAAAAGAAGACUAAGAAAGCACAAACCGAAUCUCCCAGUUGGUCAGAUGAGAAUGACAUUACAAUGUACGAACCUCACACAACAACCUUUGUUGAUUUCCCGACUUCAAAGUCUGAAGGAUCUGACUCUGAAAAUGUAGAAUCAUCUGAGCUAUGUCUUCCAAAUGACUGUUUGAAUGAUUUCAUCGCAAUUGCUGACUGUGAGACGCUCAUCAAUCUGCCGGCUAGCACCGAUGAAGAUAUUAAUUAUCUGGCUGACAAAGCAGCUAGAGUAAUGACAACUGAAAAGGAAGAGAAGAAUAAUAUAUCAAGGUCCAACUCAACAGAAAAGAGGCUGUUGAAACGCCGGAAGUCCAGCAAUGACUUGGAGAUGUAUCAGCCAACAUCGACAACUGACGACCUGGACCCCUGUACUGAGUUCCUUGCUAAUGGAGACAAAUAUGUCCAGGAGGAUCUCUCUGCCCUAGACGAGCGUGAUGGGUACGUCCGUUCUUCUGAAUGCGAGAUAUCGUCGACAUGCUCCCAGGGCGGCGCCAUGGAGCGACUGCGCGCCCUCUCCGCACGGAGCCCCACCACCGCCUUCCUCGCUGGCAUUACACACAGCCUCAACGAUGACACGCAUGCCUGGAAUGGCACCGAUUUAACAGCAGAUGAGUCUUCAUUGACUUGUCACGAUGAGCAAACGCCCACUGACAUUGAGGAGGAAGCAGCCGAUGUGAUAUCGUCAUGCAGCAGUCGGGUUGAUUGUGAACAGAUCUCUUCAUGGGUAGAUGCCUUUGAUCCCUAUUUGUUCAUUAAACAGUUGCCACCAUUGGAGACGGUGGCCACGGGGGCAUUACGAGCGCGCUAUCCAGCUUUACCACUGAAGACCAGAACCAGCCCUGACUUCAGCUUGGUUUUGGACUUGGACGAGACAUUAGUUCACUGUUCCCUUCAAGAGUUGCCAGAUGCCAGCUUCCAUUUUCCAGUGCUGUUUCAAGAUUGUCGUUAUACUGUGUUCGUUCGCACGCGGCCUCACUUCGCGGAGUUCCUGUCGCGCGUGUCUCGUCUCUACGAGGUCAUACUGUUCACGGCCAGCAAGCGGGUGUACGCGGACCGCCUGCUCAACCUGCUCGACCCCUCCCGCCGCUGGAUCAAGUACAGGUUGUUCCGGGAACACUGUCUCCUCGUGAACGGAAACUACGUGAAGGACCUGUCGAUCCUGGGCCGCGACCUCCGCAAGACUGUCAUCGUCGACAACAGCCCGCAGGCGUUCGGGUAUCAGCUGGAGAACGGCAUCCCGAUAGACAGCUGGUUCGUCGAUCGGAGUGACAACGAACUGCUGAAGCUCUUACCAUUUCUUGAGCAUCUGGCCACGAAAGACGACGUCCGCCCCUACAUCAGAGAUAAAUACAAGCUCUUCAGUUACCUGCCGCCGGACUAACUCGAAAGAUUGAUGUUACAAUAACAAAAUAACGCGUGCAAUGUGUAAUAUACAAUUUAAAAACAGUGAAAAAAUAUAUUAAAAAAAUAAUUCGGGCUUAUAAUCAGACGAGACGAGUGGAAGGUACCGUACGGUCGUCGACAGUGACAUUGACAGUGUUAACGCACGGUCGGACAAGAUUCUCUGUCUCUCUCUAACUCGUAAGUUUUUAAGUACCUUAAGUUUACUUAUAAGUAAGUGAUAUAAAAUUUUGUAGAUUAUUUCUUAUAGAGGAUUUGAAGAGCCCAAUUUAGCGCUGUCACAGCAAAAAGUGUAUAUUACACAAUGUACGUCUUAAGUAAAGUAUUGUUUGUUAAAGAUUGAGAUAAAAUUAUUGCCGGGCAAAAAAUGUGUGAACAUCUCAAUAUCCGUGAAAUAAGAUUGGAUCCUAUGUAUGCUUAAACAAUUAUUAUUGUUCAUUAACAAAUUUUAUCAUGAAAAUUGUCUUAUAAGAGAAAUAUCUGUACUAAUAUGUAUUAUAUUUGUAAGAUUGUUUGUUAAUCAAUCGAAACAGAAAUGGCUAAUCAUGGAUUUGGAUGACAUUUAUAUAACAAAGUUAGUUUAUAAGUUGGCAGGGUUAUCCGGAGACAUUCGUGGAAUGUUAAAGCAAACUCACCUUCUCACACCAGCCGGCUCAUCGUGAUGAGGGGUUGUGAGCCCGCACGGGUAGAUACCACCGCCCUGCCUCUUUCUGCCGCGAAGUAGUAACGCGUUUCGGUUUUAAAACAGAGACAGAGCUCAUUUUAAGGUGGUCAAAGUAUAUGACGUCACCCGGGCAACGUCGGGUAUAUCCGCCACAACGCGCCAUUGUUUGUCGUCAAGGCUAAUUAUAAAAACAUUAUAAAUGACUAGCUGUACCCGUCCGCUUCGCUGGGCAUUUAAAAUUAACAUUAUUAUUUCUCACCCCCACAAAGAUUCUCAUCAUUAACGCCCCCCCAACUGGUGUAGGGAGUCCAACACUCAUAUAAAUAUUAGCCUAUCCAUUAAGUACAUGUAUGUUCUACAUGGAUACCGAGUUUCAAGUCAAUCAGAUGUAUGGUUCAGUAGUUAUAACGGAACAUCCGUAAAAACCAUUGUAGAUUUAUAUAUUAGUAUAGAAAUGGAGAUAUACUAGAAGGCUUUGUUGUUUUAUGACAGACAGAGAACGCACUAUCGCGGGUAGUGACGUCAGCGCCCUCUGACUUCAUGGCAUUAAUAUAUAUAUAUUUUUUUUAAUUUUAUGACCUGGUGACAGAGACCUUUAGGUCAUAUCUUAUUUGGAAAAUGUUCAUUACUUUGGCAUGGCAUUAAUAUAAGCGAUACCAGUGAAUUACCCUCUUUAUUAUUUUGUUUUAAACUAAAAUUUGGAGAAGUCUUGUGAAGAAACUGUGAUUAUUUUUUUUAAUAAUUAUUUUUUGGUACGCGAAAUGCAGAGUGAAUAUUUAAAUGUUGCUAGUUACGAUAUGUGUUGAUUGAAUUCUGAAUGUCAAAUAUCGAUCGCGCUCGAAGCUUUUAAGAAUGUCUCGUAACGUAAAUUAGACUUUAUGUCUAUACGGCUAGGGUAUAUUGUCUUUUCGCAUUAUAAGUGAACAAUUUCCAAAAAUGUUUAAAAUUGAGUUUAUAUGCGGACUCAUUUGAUAACAUCAGUAUUUUUCUCAUAAAUACUGUCCAAAGACCGUGGUUUGGGUUAAUUUUUUUUUUUAGUUUACCCAUGUUUUGACUGCUAUUAACAAAACGAAUACAUAAUUUUAUCUUACUUAAAAGACAGAUAAUGUAACUGGUAAAAAAUAAAAAAUUAACGUUGCAAAUAUGAUUAAUAUUAAAAAUAUCACAUGUUAAACCUUUAAAACACUCUCCUUUAAAAUUAGCAAAUUUUUGAGAUUAUACAGUUUUAAUGCGAGAAGACGAUAUACUUUUCGAAUUUAUAAUUAAAUUGCAUGUUAUCGAGAUGCAGCUACAAGUUAUCUUUUGUCUCUUUCGGUCACAAUUCGUAGCACACGUGGCUCGUAGCGCUCAAGUGGCUCGUAGCUUACCCGUAGCUCGUAGCGCCUACGUGUUACGUAGCGCACACGUAGCACGUCUUCUUCUAUAUCAGUGUUUCCCAACCUUUUUUGUGCCACGCCCCACUGUAACAUUUCUAAAAUGUUUUUUGCCUCCCAUACAUAAUUUUUAACAUUAAAAAAUUUAUUUGUUCACUUAAAAAACAUAAAUGAUAGGUUUUAAGGAUAAAUCACUAUGAAAUUGUUGUUAUCAAAACACAGUUAGUAAUAUUAAUUUAGUGCGAUUGCCCCCCUUAAUUAUUAAAUUACCCCUUGUGGGUCGUGGGCCCCACGUUGGGAAACGCCGCUCUACAUCUAUAAUGCCGUAGUUCGGCUUGACCCACAAUAAGAUCGAAUCGUUUUAUCGAUGGAUCCCCUCACUAGGGUCCACCCGGGUCACGAUGUAUCGAGAGAUGAAAGGCUAUUUGGUUUGAGCGACAUUUCGCUUAUAAAGAUCAGUUUUAUUUGGUAUUAACAUCAACAAUUCCAUGUUUUUAAUUGAACUUCACAAUCAAGCUUACCACAAUCAAAUAGCUGAAGAACUUUUUUUUAUUCUCAUAUUUCUUUUCUAAUUUUAACUGUCAAAUGACUGCUGUAAUGUCACAAAAAUAUCGAUUAAACCAAAUAGCCUCUCACAUCUCGUUAUGAUCGAUCAAUCGAACCUUUCCUACUUCGUCUAUUGUCGUUACAUUUUUUUCUUUACGGACUCAACUUUACCUCCUUUAAGUUCCAUUCGGUUCGGCGGAAUACCCGAGAAUGUUCAAUCAGCACAAAUCGGAUUGUUACCGUCGCAGGUAAGGUAAGCACCAUCUUGUCGUAUAGGGAACAAGUUAAAUAAGUCUCCGCAGUGUUCUUAGGUCUACCCAUUCCUCUGUCAACGCCACGGCAAGGGAAUUGAGUAGUGAGAGCGUCUGUGCCUUGCGGUCAUGGAGGGUAGAGAAAUAAGGAGCACCAUCUUGUAUGGCGGACAAGUUGAAAGAGUAUCCGCCUGUAAAAACCAAGUUAUUGUUGCAAGACUCACCGAAAUAGCGCUAGUGUAGGAAGUGGAAACGAUAUGAAUAUAACAGUUUUAAGCAGAGUUAAGUGUGCCGGGUUGAAGAAAAUAAUAUUUUUCGUGACUUUGUAGUUUUAAAAUAUGCAGUAUAUAAAUUCUCAACUAUUUAUUUAAAUAGGAAGUAUUUCUUUCCUUCUUUUUUUUUCCUACUUAUGCUGAUAGCCUUGAGAGGCUGUUUCAGCUCCACCCUAACGUUUGUAGGUGAGUUCACGGGGCUCUAACCGGUAGUGUUGCUAACACUGGCCCUAGCAAGAGCAGUGCUUCGCAGAAUCUACCACCGGAUCGGAAACGCGACCCGCUGAGAAGAUCCGGCGAGAAACUCAGUGGGUUGAUACACUGAGAUGGUGUUUCUUACUUCUUACCCUCCAUAUACCGUCGCAGCGGUGGUGAGAAGCCAACGAUCACCGUCAAAAUGGCAGCCUAUUUUUAUUUUCGUUUACUAUAUAAUUGGAGGUUAGAGCAGAAAUAAGAUCACAUAUGACACAUCCGAACCAAAACGUCACAAGUCAAAUGUCGGUUCCACAAUUUUGAACUGUAAAAUCUUAGCUUUUAAAUCGGUUCGGGAAAUAAUUGCGAGAAGAAAAUUGAAACAAAAAUUUUGUUUGUGAUUAAAAACUUGCUACAUACUAAAUUAUUAUUUUUUUAUGUUUCAGAAAAAAAAAUGUUUCAAUGCAAUUUAUUUUCCAAGUAUUUAUCUCUAUUAUAAGCGAUGUACUUAUUUUAGACUCGUAAAAGUAAUCUGAUAAAACGAAUUUUUGUAUAUUGCAAUAAACAUAUUACUAAAACGUUUUUGAAGGUGGCCACAUUAGUGUGCUAGAAAGCGAAGCAAGUCCGGUGAGAUUAUAAUAUUAUUAUUAGCUUUAUAAUAUAGCUAAUAAUAUUAUUAUAAUAUUAGCUAGCUAGAAUAGCCCCGUAGGCUUCUGGUGAAUAGAUAGAACAAAAAAUUAAUCCACUUUUUUUUUUUAAAGUUCAACGAACUAAAAUUUUGAAAAUCGAACCGGACAAUUUUGUAUAUAGCAAUUUUAAAUCGCGCCUUCAGGAACCGGAUGUGGAUUUCACGAUUGCAAUUAAAAAAAGAACGACGCAGUAACGCCAUCUUGAUUUAGUGUUUAUUAUCGAAUUUUUUUUGCAAACAUACUCAUUCUACUCUAUCUUCCAUAAAUGUAUCCUUAUAUACACUUAAUUGGUAGCUAAAGGUGCUAUUUUUUUCAUAUAUAUAAUUUUAUUUUAUAUUAUCGUACCAGUUUUAAGUAAUGUAAGUUGAAGUUUAAUAUUGAGUGUCUUUUUUUUUCUUUUUUUUUUCAAUUAGUUACGUGUUACGUCAUCGGCGGCAAAGAAGUAAGUUUUAUUUUAAUUUUUUUUAUAUUUUAUGCUGUCUUUUCUGUUUUACAGUACCCGACAAUAAACACUGCACAUCGCUCGACCUUUGGAAAGAGACGAUCGGCCAUUUUCAGCCACGUAAAGCGCUAUCUCUGUCGCACACUAUGUGAUGUGUGCGACAGAGAUAGCGCUCGAUGUGCAAUACUUAUCGCCGGGUACUGUACCGUUGUUCCAGUGGAUUGAAUCUAAUUUAAAAGCAGCGAUAACUCAGUGAAAACAAAAGGUCAUUAAUAGACAGAAAAAGUCCACAAAAAAAAUCGGCCCGUAAAUUCAGUUUAUUUUAUUUUAAGCAUAUACGUGUCAUGUGUAUGUUAUGUUGUAAUAUAUUUAACUCUUAUGUGUUGAAUAUUUGCCGGAUUACGAAAUAGCAGCUCGAGAUAUCUUCUCAACUCUUAGUAGAUAUCACGAUAUUCAGUUGGUGUUGUGUUUUAAUUAUAGUAGGUGACUUUUUUUUAUUUUAUUUUUUUAUUCCCUUGUAGGCAGACGAUCAUACGACCCACCCGAUGGUGAGUCGUUACCGUCGCCCAUGGACUUCAGCAAUGCCAGGGGCAGAGCCAAGCCGCUGCCUACCGCUUAAUACUACUUAAUACUCUACAUAAUAAUAUGUGUGUUUUAAUGAUACUAUCGAAAGGUGAUAAGGUUAAAUUUGGUCUAAGCGACAUUUUUGCAACUUUACCAUUGAAAAUUUGGAAAAAAUAUCUUAACCAAAAAAAACUUUUGAUUGGAGUAAAUCGUAUUUGUAGUUUGGGACGUAUUACGACGAAGGGAAGAUCUUCCACCGAGCGGGUGACAUUGCUCGGUAGACCGACGGUCCGAAUAUUGUUGUUCGGAACUUGAAUUGAACCUCAAUUAAGUUACUCCAUUCGAAUAGCCGAAGAACUUUAUUUUUGUGAUGAUAUUUUUUCUAAAUUUUUAUAUUUUAAAUGGCUCUCUUGUAAAGUUGCAAAAAUGUCGUUUAACUCAAAUAGUUUUUCACCUCUCGUUAUGUUAAACACAUGAAUGAAACGAAUUUCGAUUUUCUCGAACUAAUUUUUUUUUUUUUUUUUUUUCAUUUACAAGCUCGCAUCGACUUUAGGGCCAUUUGCCAAAUCUUAUACCUUUAAACGAGCAAUUCUUGUAUAUAUAUAUAUAUAUAUAUAUAUAUAUAUAUAGAUAAUCUGAAUCUCGGAAACGGCUCCAACGAUUUUUAUAAAAUUUAGUAUACAGGGGAUUUCGGGGGCGAUAAAUCGAUCUAGCCACGAUUUAUUUUCAGAAAAUGUUGUUUCAAUCGUGUUUUCAAUAAUCAACUUUACCGAUAAUCAACUUUAUGACUCUACCCGACAUCUAUUGGCGAAUAAUAAUACAAUUUUUUAUAAUUGAGAGCACUAAAGCUAUUUCAGCAGAUGGCGUUGUUAAGAAACCGGAAAAACACAAUUUAACGGUCAUGGUCUAGUGAGAUGUAUGUGAGACAGAUAACAAUGGUGUACAAACUGGUAGUUUUCCAAUGACAGCACAAGAGCGCAUUAUGCGGCAUAAUGCUCAACGUUGAAUGUUCCAACUACAGCAACUCGAAGCACAAUCGAGCACUCUCAAGAGUACUGCUCUCGCGUGAUACUCGCAAUCGAUACCGACUCAGUGACAGAAAAUUGACAAGUGUUUUUUUCUUUAAGUUGGCAUUGAUCGAAAUUUUGUUUAUAUUAUCGUUAGUAAUAUUAUUUAAUGUUGAAAAAAAUUGUAAGGCUUUCGUUUCGUCGUAGUUUCUUAGAAAUAAUCAAUGUUAUAAUUAAAACUGUGCUAACUUAGCGCACUCUGCUGAUGCAUUUGAAAACUAAUUCACGUUCCAAUUUAGCUUCAGCAUAAUUCGGCAUAAUUCGGCAUUGUACGUCACUGAGUCGCAUUAUGUCGCAUUAUGCUCUGUAAUUGGAAAACUACCACUGCAUGAAGUAACGACAGUAAUGACCAUAGUUGAUAAUUUAAAUCUUUUAUAAAUCGCGCGAGACAUGCGUAGUUUUGUUUUUGUUAUUGUAAUUAGGAGGGAGAAAAAAAAAAUUAUGUAAAUUAUUCUAAAUUAUUCAAUAGUUAUGCUUGUUGGACAUGAUGUGGACGUGGCUUAGGGUGCGGUCCGCGCACCAGUCGAUCGCAUUAAUCAAUUUAACACGUAAUCAUAGAUAGAUCGUCAUGAGAAAAAAUAAUAUUAGAGAAAAAAAAAUAUUUUUAGUCUGUAAUUCGAAUAAAUAAAUAAACUAGAGUAACCCCUGUACAUUGAGUAUUUAAAAAAAAAAAAAAUAGAAAUUUAAGUAUUUAUAUAUAAUCAAAUCAUGUCUUCGUAAUUGUGAGGAUUUUUUUUUAUUUAAAAUUAAAUUGUAAAAAAUGAGAAGUUAUUAGCGAUCAAAUUGUUUUUUUUUUAAUUUUUAUUUCGUCAGAUAUAUUGUACUUUUAAGACGUACCUACUCGAAUGUUUAACCUAUUAAAAUAUUUAAAGAAAA
Messenger RNA from Bombyx mori (domestic silkworm), 9594 nucleotides. Its product is annotated as CTD small phosphatase-like protein 2. Lineage: Eukaryota; Metazoa; Arthropoda; Insecta; Lepidoptera; Bombycidae. The transcript has 12 exons. Bases 623 to 2638 code for a protein of 671 amino acids. Gene Ontology annotation, molecular function: phosphoprotein phosphatase activity. The record is from RefSeq and is a predicted model, not a curated record.